AUGCGACCGACUGAAGUGAGAACUUACUACAGCAAGCUUUCAUUUGGAUCCGCAGAUGCUGCUGCUCAAGAUGAUUCCAGAAAAAAAUUCCAAUCAAAAUGCUUGCAUUUGAGAUGGGUCACAAUCCACUGUCUUCAACAGUCAUUCGAGAAAGGAUUUUUUUCCAACAAUCUCUGGUUUGGAGUGUUGGAAAUGCACCAACUCGCUCGUUUAUCUACGUUGACUGAAAAUAAGGAGAAUAGUCAACUUCGUCAACGUGAGGGUGAAGUUGGCCAACUGCGACGAGAAAUUGCUCGGCUCAACGAGAAACACGAGCAUUUGCUUGCAGAGCUCUCCAGACAAUCAGCAACAGUUGAGGGUGGCCUCUCUUCCCUUCCUCUUGACGUUGAUGCUGGAGGCAAGAGUCUACCCCAACGCUACGAAGUCCUCCUCCAACUCUAUGGUCAGAAGUUGGAAGAGAACAACGAGUUGAGGCUGGAUCUUCGAGAAGCGAAAGAGGCCUAUCAAAGCCAGUUGACGGAUUUGUUGAACAAAUUGGAGUCGAAAAGAUGA
Rodentolepis nana is the source of this 552-nucleotide messenger RNA. The record is from the annotation of a GenBank genome assembly. NCBI's taxonomy places the organism in Eukaryota, Metazoa, Platyhelminthes, Cestoda, Cyclophyllidea, Hymenolepididae.